CAGGAAUGGAAACGUGUAAGUUGUUAAUGUAGUUUAAUCAGCAGGCAGAAAUGGAAACGUAUAUUGGGAUUGUGACAUUUGCAGCGACACAGAUUUUAGCAGACACUGGUCUUUUGGAAUGUUACAGCUGUCGAAAUGCCUCUAAUAUCAAUGUGUGUAACCAAGCCGUUACCUGUGCAGCUAAUCAGGCGUGUUUCAUGGAAGUCAUGACACAGGCGAAUGCUCAAAAAUCGUAUACGAUGUCGUGUCGUGAUAACAACGAUUGUAGCAAACUGAGUUCUUCUAUUCAUCCGGUUGGUCGAUCCCCUGACGGUCUAGUUAGGAGGCAAUCUUCUUUCGAUCACCAUUAUUGUCGAGAAUGCUGUUCCAGCUCAUUGUACAACAUAGGAAUCUGUAACCACACGCAACCUUCUGUCUGUGAAGACGACCCAAGCAUCGACUGUGCAAGAAUCAGCUCAAUUUUCAAUGUGUGUGAAGAUAUUCAUAAAGCAAAGAUGGUUUGUCCAAAAUUCUGCAACCUUUGCAAUAUUGUGGACGGAAACUGGAAUACAUGGUUAUCCUGGACCGUCUGUGACGUCACGUGUGGAAAUGGAACUCGGUCACGUGAUCGAGCAUGUACCAACCCAGCGCCACAAAACGGAGGUCAAGAUUGUAUAGGAAGUAGUGUUACAAGCGAAACGUGUUCUAUGGCAGUUUGUCCAACAGUUCACGGUAGUUGGAGUGAAUGGUCAUCAUGGGGAUCGUGUUCAGUCACUUGCGAUAUUGGCCUGCAGAGACGUGACAGGGGCUGUGACACCCCAUACCCGGCUCUAGGUGGAGACCACUGUUUUGGGGACUCCAGGGAUGAUAGGAUAUGCUAUGAAUCGGCUUUCGCAAACGGAGGAUGGUCCCCAUGGGAACAAUGGAGUUCUUGUUCAGUCACCUGUGGAGACGGGCUGCGAACAAAAAAUAGAGCGUGCAACAAUCCAGCGCCAUCCUUCAUUGGUCGUUAUUGCGACGGACAACCUCAAGUCACUGACCUGUGUUAUAACAAACCAUGUUUAGAAAGGCAGAAUGUGGCGUUCUCAGUAUAUUUGCAACAGUCGGUGUACAAAAUGAGUUCAAACCAAACAAUCAAAUUUGAAGUCGUUGUUAUAAACGACGGAAAUGCUUACAACCAUAGCACAGGAAUAUUCACAGUUCCAGUAUCCGGGGUCUAUAUGCUCACGGCGUCCUUAGAAUCACUAAAUAGUCAUCGGCAAUGGUUUAACAUUGUUGCGGACGGUCAGAUACUUUCAACAAUUGUUUACUUCCCGGCAAAUGAUCAACAUGCAACGGGUACAAAUGUUGUAAUUGUUCGUCUUAACAAGAUGCAACGUAUAUGGGUUGCAGUGGAUCCACUCGAUACUGGGGAAUCCCUACAAGGUGUAGUACGCACAUCAACCUUUUCUGGACUCUUUUUGUACGACUGAUUUGAGUUUCGCAUAAGGAUGCGGUUUAUUCAUUAACAAUAUCAAUAAAAUAAACAGUUUCCUUUUAAUAUUUCUUUGAUGUUUUGUAUUUAUUCAGUCAAAAUAGUACGCUGCUUGGUUAAUGUAUGUUGUGGUAUCUGAUGACAUGGUUAAAUGUCACAUUUCGCGUAUUUUAUUGAGCGU
Molecule: messenger RNA, 1634 nt
Organism: Dreissena polymorpha
Lineage: Eukaryota; Metazoa; Mollusca; Bivalvia; Myida; Dreissenidae
Product: thrombospondin-2-like
Exons: 10
Coding region: 51-1451 (466 amino acids)
Molecular function (GO): protein binding
Source: RefSeq, a predicted model, not a curated record